GGUCGUAAGGCUGGUGUGUACAUUCUAUGGUAAAGAAUUAUUGACCUGAAACUUUCAUAGUUAUUCCAGAGAGUGGCAGGAACAGCAUAUUUCGAAACAAAAUAUCUUUACGCAUGUGUUGUGGGGUGUAGUUUAUUCAACAGAUUCAAGACUGUGACAGUGUAGCCUACUGAAGUCUUGAAAUUGAAAGCAAAGUGGUUUAGGCUAAACAAGUGGAAAUGGCUUCCAAAUCAGAGGAGGAUUAUUGCUGUCCUGUGUGCUGUGAUAUUUACACGGAUCCUGUCAUCACAUCAUGCAGUCACAGUGUGUGUAAGGCCUGUCUGCAGCAGUUCUGGAAGACCAAAGGAACCAGAGAAUGUCCAGUCUGCAGGAGAAAACUUUCAAAGGAUGCAGCUCCUAACUUUGCUUUGAGAAAUGUGUGUGAGGCGUUCCUAAAGGAGAGGAGUCAGAGAGCUUCAUCAGAGUCUGAGGUGCUCUGCAGUCUGCACAGUGAGAAACUCAAGCUCUUCUGUCUGGAGGAUAAACAGCCUGUGUGUCUGGUGUGCCGAGACUCCAAACAGCACACUGGUCACAAGUUCAGUCCUGUCAAUGAAGCAGCACUUGAUCGCAAGGAGGAACUGAAGAUGGCACUGCAACCCUUAAAGAUGAAACUAGAUGCCUUUAACAAGGCUAAACUCACCUGUGACAAAACAUCACAACACAUCCAGACUCAGGUUCUCAACACAGAGACACAGAUCAAGCAGGAGUUUGAGAAGCUUCACCAGUUUCUACGAGAUGAAGAGGCAGCCAGGAUAUCUGCACUGAGGGAGGAAGAGGAGCAGAAGAGUCAGAUGAUGAAGGAGAAGAUUGAGAAGAUGAGCAGAGAGAUCUCAUCUCUUUCAGACACAAUCAGAGCCAUAGAGGAGGAGAUGGAAGCUGAUGAUGUCACAUUCCUGCAGGUAAGUCCUGAAUGUUAUUCCAGAGCACAGUGCACACUGCAGGAUCCAGAGAGGCUUUCAGGAGCUCUGAUCAAUGUGGCAAAGCACCUGGGCAACCUGAAGUUCAGAGUCUGGGAGAAGAUGAAGGACUUGGUUCAAUACACUCCUGUCACUCUGGAUCCCAACACUGCAUGUGAUAUUCUCAUCCUGUCUGAGGAUCUGAACAGUGUGAGACGUGGUGGUGAGAUACAGCAGCUUCCUGAUAAUCCAGAGAGAUUUGAUAACGUUGUCCGUGUGCUGGGCUCUGAGGGCUUUAACUCAGGGACACACUGCUGGGAUGUGGAGGUUGGGGAGAGUAAUAAAUGGGGCCUGGGUGUGAUGACAGAGUCUCUCCAGAGGAAGGGAGACAUCACCCAUAUGAGUGGCCAGUGGGUAGUGUGUUGUGCUGGUGGUACAUAUGUUGCAGGGGCUCCACCUCAUGAGGGUCAUGACCUCAUAUUGCAGCAGAGACCCCAGAGGAUCAGAGUGCAGCUGGACUGGGACAGAGGAAAGCUGACAUUCUCUGACCCUGAUCAUAACACACACCUACACACUUUCACACACACCUUCACUGACAGAGUGUUUCCAUUCUUUGAGCUUUUCCCAAACACCUUUUUCAGGAUCCUACCAGUGAAAUGCUGUAUCAGUCUGAAUCCUCACAGUUAGAGAUUAUUUAGCCUCAGUGUUACCAUGGAUGACUACAACACAGAACACUGAUAGUAGAACAUUUUCAAUUUUGAGGCCCUCCCAUGAUGUAUAAAUGCAGGAAAACGAAUGCUGUAAUGCAAGGAUGAGGCCCCUGAUUGGACAAGGCCCUGGGUAAUUGCCUGACCUUGCUUGAUGCAAACACCGCCUAUGAACUUCUAUAACUAGAAAUGAAUUAUAUUAAUGAUAUAAUAUGUGAAGACUAACCGUAAGUGUAGUGAUGAGUUUCAUUUAAAUCACAGCUUCAUUUGAGUGAAAUGAAAUCAUAGGACAGUGGUCAUAAAACCACAAGCGUCACCUAACAAAGGGCUGGGGAGAAGGCCUGUGCCCACCCACUUGUUGAGCCCACCCAAUCAGAAGAUUGUUUUGAUUGAUUGACAGCUUUAAUAAGUGACUCACUGUGUAUGUUUUGGUUUAGGUUACCUGUUUUAUUCUUGUCCCCCCAUGUUAUGAUAUCUGGCUCAUACCUGGUCUAUGCCAUCUAUUAGUUAAGAAUUACAUCUUCAGGUACACAGAAGCACACUCAAAAUGAAAACAAGAUUUCUGUCACAGCUUCCAUUGAGGGAACAUAUGACUAUAAA
Messenger RNA from Engraulis encrasicolus (European anchovy), 2242 nucleotides. RefSeq names its product E3 ubiquitin-protein ligase TRIM35-like. The transcript has 5 exons. Gene Ontology annotation, biological process: protein ubiquitination. Gene Ontology annotation, molecular function: ubiquitin protein ligase activity; zinc ion binding; protein binding. Gene Ontology annotation, cellular component: cytoplasm. Lineage: Eukaryota; Metazoa; Chordata; Actinopteri; Clupeiformes; Engraulidae. Bases 219 to 1622 code for a protein of 467 amino acids. The record is from RefSeq and is a predicted model, not a curated record.